Molecule: messenger RNA, 642 nt
Organism: Ochotona princeps (American pika)
Lineage: Eukaryota; Metazoa; Chordata; Mammalia; Lagomorpha; Ochotonidae
Gene: ATP5F1D
Product: ATP synthase F1 subunit delta
Exons: 4
Coding region: 76-582 (168 amino acids)
Biological process (GO): proton motive force-driven ATP synthesis
Molecular function (GO): proton-transporting ATP synthase activity, rotational mechanism
Source: RefSeq, a predicted model, not a curated record
GUGCUCCCGGCCGGCCCUGCGCGUCGCGCCGUCCUGCUCGCCCUCCAGGCCGCCCGUCCUCCCCGGUCACCCGCCAUGCUGCCCGCCGUGCUGCUCCGCCGCCCGCGCCUGGGGCGUCUGCUGCGCCAGGCCCGUGCCUAUGCCGACGCCGCCGCGGCCCCGGCCCCCGCCGCCGGCCCGGGCCAGAUGUCCUUCACCUUCGCCUCGCCGACGCAGGUUUUCUUCAAUGGGGCCAACGUACGGCAAGUGGACGUGCCCACGCUGACCGGAGCCUUCGGCAUCCUGGCAUCUCACGUGCCCACGCUGCAGGUGCUGCGGCCCGGGCUGGUGGUGGUCCACGCGGAGGACGGCACCACGACCAAGUACUUUGUGAGCAGCGGCUCGGUCACUGUGAAUGCCGACUCCUCUGUGCAGCUGCUGGCCGAGGAGGCCGUGACGCUGGACAUGCUGGACGCGGGGGCUGCCAGGGCCAACUUGGAGAAGGCGCAGUCAGAGCUGUCGGGGGCUGCCGAUGAGGCAGCCAGGGCCGAGAUCCAGAUCCGCAUCGAGGCUAACGAGGCCCUGGUCAAAGCUCUGGAGUAGGGGGGGGCGUCUGUCCCAGUGCGGGAGACCCCUGCACGCCGUCGGCCAGCCAGCGGAGCC